AUGGCCUCCGCCAACCCCUUCACGCGCCGCCUGCCGCCGCGCCCGGCGCCCGCCGGCGCGCCCGACACCCGCCAGCACGGCCGCGCCCUUCUGGACGGGGCUCCCUGGCCGGCCUCAACUCCGCCAUCAUCACUGAGAAGCCCAACAUCAAGUGGAACAACGUCGUCGGGCUUGAGAGCGCCAAGCAGGCGCUGUAGGAGGCCGUCAUGUUGCCCGUCAAGUUCCUCCAGUUCUUCACAGGGUUCUGGUAGUGACGAUGACGGUCGUCGAGAGGUUCGUGGACUGGACGGUGUCGUGGCUGCCGAUGUACAGAGAAGCGAAGCUGCUGCUCGUUCUCUACCUCUGUCACCCCAGCACACGGAGUGCGGGGAGUGGGGCACGUGUACGAUGGCUUCCUCCGUUCGCUGGUGGUGAGGCACAAGGACGACAUCGACCGGUCCUGUUGGAGCUAAGGGCCAGAGCGAGGGACGUGACUAAGUCGCAACUCAAGGCGGCGGCUGCCGUCAGUCAGGUGUGGCUCUUCGAGGCUAUCCAAUGUGUUUCGUCGCAGCUGCAGGCCGCGAGAACUGGCCAGGCAGGCGCCUCA
Molecule: messenger RNA, 586 nt
Organism: Triticum dicoccoides
Lineage: Eukaryota; Viridiplantae; Streptophyta; Magnoliopsida; Poales; Poaceae
Exons: 4
Coding region: 1-414 (137 amino acids)
Source: RefSeq, a predicted model, not a curated record